AUGAACCCUUACGGCCAAGUUUACUGUUAUCCGGUGACUCAUGGCUACGACUGCAAUGGGAACCCCAUCGUGUACAGUGUCAUUCCUCCUCAGAUGCGACCGGUGGCGGUGCAGGCUCCCUCUCCGAUACCCUCCAUGUCCAGUUCGUCUUCCUCUGCCACCAUUGUAGCCCUUCCCGGGGCUCCCAAAGAGUCUCCGCAAAUGUAUUUUGCCAAAGUGUGUCGCCUGGUGUAUUUUGUGGAACAGUGGCAAGAGACGAACAAGUAUCCUGUUUCAGACUGGGUGUACCCCGAGUAUCUGGUUGAUCCUGUCACAAAAGAGUGGGUGAAUGUGUUGGAGGCGUUCCAGAUAUUUGGGGAGGAAUUUAAAGAGGAGGAAAAAGCGACUUGGCCAAUUUGGGGGGGGCAGCGCCGUCAGUUCCUAGAUGUGGUCGACGAUGUCCUUGAGAGAUUGAAAGGCGAAAGGGAGAUCGCCAUCCAGAUGAUGAGGGGGAAUUUGCCAGACUGAUGCUUUCCUGGCUGAAAUUUGUCAUUUUCUACGUUAUAGUUCGG
This is a messenger RNA of Guyanagaster necrorhizus, 551 nucleotides long. RefSeq lists its product as uncharacterized. Lineage: Eukaryota; Fungi; Basidiomycota; Agaricomycetes; Agaricales; Physalacriaceae. Bases 1 to 507 code for a protein of 168 amino acids. The record is from RefSeq and is a predicted model, not a curated record. The transcript is spliced from 3 exons.